UGGCCAAAUAUUAUAAUCUGUAUAAAGCCCCCUUUCAUUUAUGACCCUAACUUUUAUAGAUGUAAUUACUUUUAUUUCUCUUAUCUUAAUCGUAGCAAAUAUUAGAGAGUUGGCGUAAAAUCUUUUGUUAUAUCGUACACGUGUAAUUGUAACAAAAAAAAAUCGCCGAGCUAUUUAUAUAUUUACAAUAUAAAUGUGCGUAAAACGAUAAUGCCGCCAGUGUCGGAAUAAUCGCGACGGACGACGCACGUCGAUUAUUUAAAAUCCCGAUAAAAUCUAGUUUAAAUUUCUUUUUAAAUAAAACUUACGACGUUUUGCUUGAGGACCGUUCCUUAGCUUGAAUUAGAAAUAUAAUCUGUGAUUUUAUUAUUAUCUGUGCUAAUUGUUUGAAUUUAGUAAAAGAUUGUUUUGUUGUGGUAUUUUAAAAUCCAAAUUAAUGUGUUCAGAUCAUUGUGUGAUUCAACCAACUGCGUAAAAAUUAAUCACAUUUGAAAAGUAUAAAAGUAUUGUUUGUUCAAAAUAAAGAUUAAACAGUGAAAACCACGAUAUACAAGUGCAGAGACGUAUUAAACAAUAUUAAAGCAGCGACGGGCAUUAUAAUGUGACUUGUGAUUGUGAUAAAUUAUGCAAUUACGACUUUAGUUAAUCUAUGUGAUUUAAAACAAAAUGGAUCCACAAGAAUUAGUGCCGUUAGAAGCGGGUUUAGCGAACCGACCUCGUCCUACGCGUCAAUUCAGCCAGCUACCAUCGCGAGCCUGUUGCCAGGGCCCUAUAAGAUUAUGCAGACUACUUGCUUUGAUGAUUGUUCUACCUUGUAUGUUCAUCUUCAUACCUUUGUAUAUGAGAUACAAAGUAUUCUCCGGACAAAUGUAUCCAAUGAGUAUGACAGAUAUGCGACUCAUUGACAGCAAGAUUUCGCCAACUUGGUGCCAGCGCCAAGUGGUGAAGUCGAACGCUACGUUCAACGCCUUCGUGGUGCCAGGUCCCCCGAGCCUCGCGGAUGAACUGGUCCCGGUCUCCAUGACGCGGGAGUUGGAGCUGGAAGACGACAUGAAGGAAUACUGGGGAUUCUAUCUUUUGAAGGGAUCAUCGGUGACAGUGUCCACUUGCGUCAGAUGGCCAGGAGCUUCUCUAAUCAUGAUAAAAGGCUACAAGCAUCUCAAAGAAUGCGCUUACAUCGGAGAUAACUCCUCAGAAGAAUUAGAUGAACUGCUAGAAGCUUAUAAAUUGGGUCUUCUAUCUAAUACUACACUUUUAGAGAAGGUGCAGGAAUUGAAAAAGGUCGAUGGGAAAGCUAACGAUCCGGGUGCUAUGAAACGUCACAAAGCUGGCGUAAGUUUCCAUGAUCCGACGCAACGUGGAAAUAUGACGUCAUCGGACCCUGUACCGAGCGUGGAUGUCACUGAUCAUGAUCCCAAGGAACUAAGGGAGAUUCUGGAACGACUGCACGCGAUACGUCAGGCUGCGAAAGACGAACAACUCAAAUACUAUCGACCACCUUCACAUCUCAUGUCGCUUACAGAACUUCACAGACAUAGAGACACUAAUGUAGACAGAGAUACCAGACAAUGGCUCUCAUUUAAAGACAUAGAUGGCAAUAGUAGCGAUCAAGAGAUUGCUAAAAAUAAAUCUCUGGAUUCAAAAGCUAUUGAAAUGAAUACAACAAACGAAAUCAAAGUUACAACAACGCCGGAAAUAUCCACAGAAAUGAAUGAAACAAACACGAGAAUUGUAACAGAGAAAUACGAAUCUCCUACAAACAUCAAAAUGGAUACUGAAAAGACAGAAACUGAAUUAAACACUACAGACCCAAAUGUGAACUCUAAAGAGGUAUUCGAGGAUGUUCUGAAACAACUUCAAGCGUUAGGAGACAGGGGAAAGAAGGUUUUAUAUCGAUUGCAUAAAACAAUGGGCGUUGAUUACCAAGAAAAGCAAUCAUUAAACCGUUCUCUAAUAAUGAGCAAGGUGAGCGGCGGCGAGGAGCUGGACCGCCUGACGGAGGUGCUGGUGGAGGCCAUACACGAGGAGAGGAAUAAAACAUACAGACAACAAAGACGACGAGACACAAGAGAAGAAGCGAGAGCUAAAAGGGAUUUAAUGCUGGGUCAGAUCGAGUUAAAGAAGGAACUGAAUGAAGAUGACGAGGAGAGGAACACCGCGCAAGAAGAUGUGGAGGAGGGUCUGACGCCCGACGGGUACCUGCAGAAGACGCGCUACGAGGUGGCGCGCUCGGCGCUGCGCCAGUGCACCAACACCACGGACCGCUGCGACCUCACACUGGACAUCUUCUCCGCGCAGAAGGUAGUUCUAGAAGUGCCGCUCCGGAACAACGAUUCAUUAUGGAACGAGCAGUUUGUGAUAGUAUCGGAGUGCGAGCCGCGCACCGCCGUGUACCUGGCCUGCGUCAUCGCCGUUCCCAUACUCAUACUGGUGUUUGCCUUCCAAUAACAAGUAAACUAAUGACUUACAGUGACAUCUAUUGGUCGAAUAGAAUUGCCAAUGUUUUACAGCGCCAUCUAUUGUCGAAUUAAAUUACCAAAAAUUUACAGUGCCAUCUAUUAGUCCAAUCGAGUGACUAAAUUUUUACAGCGCCAUCUAUUGGUCGAAUUAAAUAAUAACAGAUUUAAAAACUGAUAUUGCUAAAAUUCUUAAUGUCACCUUUGGAAUGAAAUAAAACAAUUGUUUCGUUACUAUGUUAUAUCGUGGUUGUGAAUAAAAAGGAAACAAAUAUAUUAGUGAGAUAAAAAAAGACAUUGUACUUUGGUGUAAAUCGUAAAAAGUACAUUAAGAUAUAAAUUGAUUAUUUCUUGAAAUCGAAUUUAUUAUGCACCAAUUU
Papilio polytes (common Mormon) is the source of this 2836-nucleotide messenger RNA. RefSeq lists its product as uncharacterized. The coding region runs from base 667 to 2448 and encodes 593 amino acids. The record is from RefSeq and is a predicted model, not a curated record. The transcript has 15 exons. Lineage: Eukaryota; Metazoa; Arthropoda; Insecta; Lepidoptera; Papilionidae.